Messenger RNA from Dalotia coriaria, 632 nucleotides. RefSeq lists its product as uncharacterized. The transcript has 7 exons. The record is from RefSeq and is a predicted model, not a curated record. The coding region runs from base 160 to 555 and encodes 131 amino acids. Lineage: Eukaryota; Metazoa; Arthropoda; Insecta; Coleoptera; Staphylinidae.
AACAUUGUAUUUUUACUAUUUUUAAAACAGGCUAAUUAGGGAAUACUUGCGUAACGCGGUGUAAAACUUUUAUUUUCUUUGUAUGAGUUUAUAGCUAAAGAGUUGUUGUUUUAUCUGCACCGUAGAUUCACCCUGUAGUACGCCUAGAAGUGCUUCAAAAUGGCGGCUGAAAACACGCUUGUUUUUGAUUUUGCGGGCGAACGCCAUACCGAAGGACAACCGUUCUUUCACCAAAUUCGGGCGAACGCCAUGCCGAAGGACAACCGUGCUUUUACCAAAUUCGGGCGAACGCCAUGCCGAAGGACAACCGUUCCUUCACCAAAUUGUAGCGGGCGAACGCCAUGCCGGAGGACAACCGUUCUUUCACCAAAUUGUAGCGGGCGAACGCCAUGCCGGAGGACAACCGUUCUUUCACCAAAUUGUAGCGGGCGAACGCAAUGUCGUAGGAUAACCGUUCUUUCACCAAAUUGUAGGGAUUUUGCACCUGACUCUAACAUCGUAGAAGGACCAUUCUUGCAGCAGAUUGUUAUUAUUAAAUUUCAUUAUCUUAAAUAACUUUUGUAAUUAUUACAUAAAUUGACUUCCAAUAUUAUGCUUGUGUGUUUUCUUUAAUAAAGAAUAUUUUUAAGUUU